UAUGUGUGUGUGUAUGUGUAAGUUAGUGUAGGGUAAUGGAUAUGUGAUAAAAUUUUUAAAUUUUUAAUUUGGUUUUACUUUUUUAUGGAAUUAGGUCCGUGUUCGACCGCUCGGGAUUACCGCUAGCUGCCUGCAGUUGUCAUUUUUGCACUCGAUUCAGUAUGUCUACACCAGGUGGCAGCAGUUCGAAAAAGAAAGGGGUCAGAGGUAAAUACAAAGGCAAGAAUGUUGAGGAGGAGCUCUCCAAAACACAAUCUGCCAAGUUACAGAUUGAGCUGCACGCAGAGACUGGCACCCCCGUCGGCAAAAACGGAAAAAAAUUCAACAAUAUGGCGAAAUGGAUGACUCGGAUGUCUAUCCCCAUUAAUAAAUUCAAAUGGGAAGAUGUCAGUAGAGCUGACAUCAAUGCCCUCUGGGAUAGACUUGAGACCAAGUUUGUCCUCCCACGAGAUAACCCUACAUUCGUAGACUACGGUGAGUACGAGAUGUCAAAGGGUUUACGUGACUGGAGGGCAGACUGCAAGAAAAAGUGGAUACAAAAUAUUGAGGAGCUUGGACAGGAGAGGGCCGACAUGUCACCUCCUGAGGGAGUAACUCAAGAGGUGUGGAGUGACUGCAUCGCUUAUUGGAGCACAGACAAACAAAAGGCGAGAGCAGCGAAAAAUAAAGAAAGUCGGGGUAAGAUGAAAUUUCUAGGAGGCUGGGGCUCCAAGCCUAUUGUUUCACAUGUUGUCGAGGGGGCUAACCCCGACACAGGAGAACUGCCAACUGCGGUGGAAACUUUUCAAAAGUUUCACCAUAAAGGCAACAAUUGGCGCAACGAGUACGCACAACAAGCUUACGAGCAAAUGGUUGAAAUAGCGGCAACUCAACCAGCGCCCACUGAAGAUGAGCCCGAUGAGCCUGCUGUCGAUCCUACACAGUACCCCCGAGACUUACCUGUUAUGACGCAAGUACUCGGGGAACGAUCUCGACAUCUUAGAGGCUUUGGCCAUCUCCCCAGACUGAAGGGAGUUGGGGCCAAAAGAGCACCUGCCACGCAUCCUUCAGCCCCACCGACUGUUACAAUGGAACAGUACGAGGCUUUACAGAAAAAAGUGGAGGAAGCGGAGCAGACAACUCAACAUACGAGGCAACAGUAUGAGACACAACAACUCUACCUCAGACGAUUCCAAGAUCAGUUUGAGUAUCUUUCUCGAGCUGUGCCGGGUUUCAACUUGCCUCCCAUGGAUCUUCCACCAUUGCCCACUCCUGGUGCUGGAUCGUCGGCUGCUCCUGGUGCUGGAUCGUCAUCGCAGCCUCCCGAGACUCAGAGAAACAACGAUGACGACAUUACCCGCCUAUAGAACUGUACUUUUUUUUAUUAUCCGGUUCGAACAUUUAACAUUUUGUUUAUAUACUGAUUUUAGUAGAACAUAAUAUAAUUAAUGUUCGUUUAUCUUUUAAUGUAAAUUAUGUUGGUUUUUUUGUUAAUAUAAUAUUAUAAUUAUUUUAAAAAAAUUAAUUAAUUAUAUUUAAUUAAUUAAUAUUAUAAUUAAUUAAAUAUAAUUAAUUAAUUUUUUUAAAAAAUAAAAAUUAAUAC
Messenger RNA from Cannabis sativa, 1582 nucleotides. RefSeq lists its product as uncharacterized. The coding region runs from base 162 to 1346 and encodes 394 amino acids. The record is from RefSeq and is a predicted model, not a curated record. The transcript is spliced from 6 exons. Lineage: Eukaryota; Viridiplantae; Streptophyta; Magnoliopsida; Rosales; Cannabaceae.